Molecule: messenger RNA, 6543 nt
Organism: Nerophis ophidion (straightnose pipefish)
Lineage: Eukaryota; Metazoa; Chordata; Actinopteri; Syngnathiformes; Syngnathidae
Gene: fzd10
Product: frizzled class receptor 10
Exons: 1
Coding region: 473-2206 (577 amino acids)
Biological process (GO): non-canonical Wnt signaling pathway; canonical Wnt signaling pathway
Cellular component (GO): plasma membrane
Molecular function (GO): Wnt receptor activity; Wnt-protein binding
Source: RefSeq, a predicted model, not a curated record
CCAUGCAGGACCGGAGCUGCAGCAGCAGAGCAGCUCAGACGCGCGCAGCCACCAAAGGCAUCAACAACUCGCCUUGCAGGAGCGCGAGCAUUACGCAAUACUUCUUGUGGCGUGGAUUUAUUAUUAUUAGUAGUGUUAGUAUUAUUAUUAGUAUUAUUGCUCAGUUGGGAUUGAGCGUGAAGGUCUUUUUUUUUUUUUUUUUUAAAUAGUGAGGGAGCAUUUCCUCCAACUUCUUGCACCGGGACGCCGCACCAUGGAGUGAGAGGAGACGCCGCAUGUGGAAUUUACAUUUUUUUAUUAAUUUUUUUACUUUUUUGCACACAUUGUGCAACUUGAAAGCAUGCACGGGAAUGCACUCUUCUUGCAAAACUGCCGGAGUAGUAAAAGUCUGGAGGUCUGUAAAUUGAACCAUCGUUUGCUUUUAUGAAAGACACUUUUUUUUUUUUUUUUUUUUUAAAGUAAAGAAGCAAGGAUGUGUUCCAGCGUGGUGCUACCCAUGCUGCUGGUGGUUUUGUGCGGCCGAGGAGGCCGGGCCAUCAGCUCCAUGGACCCGGACUGGCCGGGAGAGGGCAAAUGUCAACAGGUCAGCAUCCCCCUGUGCAAGGACAUCGGCUACAACAUGACUCGCAUGCCCAACCUGAUGGGCCACAACAGCCAGAAAGAAGCCGCCAUGAAGCUGCAGGAGUUUGCCCCGCUGAUCCAGUUCGGCUGCCACGGCCACCUCAAGUUCUUCCUCUGCUCCCUCUGCGCCCCCAUGUGCACCGAGCAGGUGUCCAACCCCAUCCCGGCGUGCCGGGUCAUGUGCGAGCAGGUCAAAGUCAAGUGCCUGCCCAUUUUGGAGCAGUUCAACUUCCCCUGGCCCGACUCUUUGGACUGCGCCCGGCUGCCCACUAAGAACGACCCCAACAACCUGUGCAUGGAGGCGCCCGACAACGGCUCGGACGACCCCCCCAAGGUGUCCCACACCCGGCCGCCGGAUUUCAGGCUGCAGCCCCCGUCGAGCGGGCAGGAGCUCCGCUCGCGGGACCCCGACGUCAAGCCCGGGUGCGGCAACCCCGGGAAGUUCCACCGCGUGGAGAAAAGCGAGUCGUGCGCCCCCAAGUGUCACGCCAAAGUGGACGUGUACUGGAGCCGGGGGGACAAGCGCUUCUCCCUGGUCUGGCUGGCCGUCUGGUCCAUCCUGUGCUUCGUCUCCAGCGCCUUCACCGUGCUCACCUUCCUCAUCGACCCCCAGCGCUUCAAAUACCCGGAGAGGCCCAUCAUCUUCCUCUCCAUGUCCUACUGCGUUUACUCGGUGGGCUACCUGGUCCGUCUCUUCGUGGGCGCCGACAGCAUCGCCUGCGACCGAGACGACGGCGUCCAGUACGUCAUCCAGGAGGGCCUGGAGAGCACCGGCUGCACCAUCGUCUUCCUCAUCCUGUAUUACUUCGGCAUGGCCAGCUCCCUUUGGUGGGUGGUCCUCACCCUCACCUGGUUCCUGGCGGCGGGGAAGAAGUGGGGCCACGAGGCCAUCGAGGCCAACAGUAGCUACUUCCACCUGGCGGCGUGGGCCAUCCCGGCGGUGAAGACCAUCCUGAUCCUGGUGAUGAGGAAGGUGGCGGGGGACGAGCUGACGGGGGUCUGCUACGUGGGCAGCAUGGACGUGAAAGCCCUCACCGGCUUCGUGCUCAUCCCGCUCUCCUGCUACCUGGUCGCCGGCACCUCCUUCCUCCUCUCGGGCUUCGUGGCCCUCUUCAACAUCCGCAAGAUCAUGAAAACGGAAGGGGAGAACACGGACAAGCUGGAGAAGCUGAUGGUGCGCAUCGGGGUCUUCUCCGUGCUCUACACCGUCCCCGCCACCUGCGUCAUCGCCUGCUAUUUCUACGAGCGCCUCAACACGGAGCACUGGCGGGCGCUGGCCGAGAAGGCCACGUGCGGCGGGCCCGAGUCCGAGUGCCUCAUGGAGGCGUCCAUCCCCGCCGUGGAGGUCUUCAUGGUGAAGAUCUUCAUGCUGCUGGUGGUGGGCAUCACCAGCGGCAUGUGGAUCUGGACCUCCAAGACCCUGCAGUCGUGGCAGAACGUGUUCGGCAGGAAACUGAAGAAGAGGACGGGGAGGAAGGCCAGCAGCGUGUUCACCAGCAGCCAGGCCUACAUCAAACCUCACCUGUCACUCAAAAGCCACGCCGGCAAGUACGAACCCACUCGGCCGCCUCCCACGUGCGUGUGAGCCGCGCGGACUAACCCUUAAAAACACUUACGAAGCCCUUAUUUUUUGUAUAUUUUUUUUUUAUUCAGCGCCGUUUAUUUAUGCGACAUGUUUCCUUUUCAUCUCAUGCAACAAGAGCUGCCUUUUGUUCCAAAAACAAAUCUGGAUUCAGUUUUCCCCCCACGGAGGAACUUGCUUCAAUUAGGUGCAAAAAAAAAAAAAAAAAAAAAAACAACAACCGGUUACUUGAAUAACGUGCAAUAGAUGUUUCGCUUUCCAGGCAGACGACAGACAAAAGAACUUGCCGGCAAAUGGCCAAGAGAGACGAGUGUUUGCCUUUGGAGCCUCCUUUUUUUUGUUUUUUUUUUUCAUGGAAAUGGCGACAAGGCGGUGUCAUGUAUGUUUGAACUGGAGCGGGAACAGCUGUCGAGAAAGCAAGACCUUCUGCUGUAUAAUCGGUGGUCCCCAACCUUUAUUUUGCAGGGAAAUAAUUUUCCACCAAAAUACAACUCCCUAUAACGCUGAAUUAGUUUUUUUGCGGGUAGAAAAUCGACCUUUGGCUACAAUCUGUCACCUUCAUAUUGCAAAUGUUCAUUAAAGUCCUACUGAAAUUAGAUUUUCUUAUUCAAACGGGGUUAGCAGGUCCAUUCUACAGUGGGGCAAAAAUGUAUUUAUCAAAUCAAAUCAAAUCAAAUUUAUUCAUGAAGCACAUUUAAAAUUAGUAGCCAAAGUGCUGUACAAUGGACAGGUUCAAAGAUAAUACGAGGACCGAGCAACCAACACAACACAAAGAGAACAUGAUAAGAAAUAAAUAAAUAAAACAUAAAACAGGUUCACAGCAGGUGUAUAAUGGGGCGCCAUUGCAGGAUGGAUAUCACUUAGUGUUAAAAAGCCCAGGAAUAAAAGUGUGUUUUUAAGAGAGAUUUAAAAACAGGAAGAGAGGAGGCUUGUCUAACACUCAAAGGUAGGUCGUUCCAGAGCUUGGGAGCAACAGCAUUUAGUCGGCCACCGAUUGUGCAAGUUCUCCCACUUAAAAUGAUGACAGAGGUCUGUAAUUUUCAUCAUAGGUACACUUCAACUGUGAGAGACAGAAUGUGAAAAAAAAAAUCCAGGAAUUCACAUUGUAGGAAUUUUAAAGAAUUUAUUUGUAAAUUAUGGUGGAAAAUAAGUAUUUGGUCAACCAUUCAAAGCUCUCACUGAUGGAAGGAGGUUUUGGCUGAAAAUCUCACGAUACAUGGCCCCAUUCAUUCUUUCCUUAACACGGAUCAAUCGUCCAGUCCCCUUAGCAGAAAAACAGCCCCACAGCAUGAUGUUUCCACCCCCAUGCUUCACAGUAGGUGUGGUGUUCUUGGGAUGCAACUCAGUAUUCUUCUUCCUCCAAACACGGCGAGUUGAGUUUAUACCAAAAUGGAUACAUGGAUGAUACAGCAGAGGAUUGGGAGAAUGCCAUUUUGGUAUUAACUCAACUCGUCGUGUUUGGAGGAAGAAGAAUACUGAGUUGCAUCCCAAGAACACCAUACCUACUGUGAAGCAUGGGGGUGGAAACAUCAUGCUUUGGGACUGUUUUUCUGCUAAGGGGACAGGACGAUUGAUCCGUGUUAAGGAAAGAAUGAAUGGGUCCAUGUAUCGUGAGAUUUUGAGCCAAAACCUCCUUCCAUCAGUGAGCGCUUUGAAUGGUUGACCAAAUACUUAUUUUCCACCAUAAUUUACGAAUUCUUUGAUUUUUUUUUCACAUUCUGUCUCUCACAGUUGAAGUGUACCUAUGAUGAAAAUGACAGACCUCUGUCAUCAUUUUAAGUGGGAGAUCUCGCACAAUCUGUGGCUGACUAAAUACUUUUUUGCCCCACUGUAUGUGUCAUACUUGAUCAUUUUGCAAUAUUUCCAUAUUUUUGCUGAAAGGAUUUAGUAGAGAACAUCGACCAUAAAGUUCGCAACUUUUGGUCACUAAUAAAAAAGCCUUGCCUUUACCGGAAGUAGCAGACGAUGACGUCACCGGUGUGAGGGCUCCUCACAUCCUCACUUUGUUUAUAAUGUGAGCUUCCAGCAGCAAGAGCAAUUCGGACCAAGAAAACUACAAUUUCCCCAUUAAUUUGAGCGAGGAUGAAAGAUUCGUGGAUGAGGAAAUUUAGAGUGAAGGACUAGAUGUUUUUAGACACAUUUACUAGGAUAAUUCUGGGAAAUCCCUUAUCUUUCUAUUGUGUUGCUAGUGUUUUAGUGAGUUAAAUAGUACCUGAUAGUCGGAGGGGUGUGUUGACGCCAGUCUCUGAGACAAGUCACGCAGCUGCAGCAGGACGCAAGCUCCGCUGAUCUCCGGUAAGAGGCGACUUUUUACCACAAUUUUCUCACCGAAAUCUUGCCGGUUGACAAGUGGUCGGGAUAUUUGUUCGCUUGACCACUCUGAUCCAUAGUAAAACUUCACCUCCGGGAAUUUAAAACGAGGAAACACCAUGAGUUUGUGAGGCUAAAGGCUAAAAGCUUCCCACCUCCAUCUUUCUACUUUGACUUCUCCAUUAUUAAUUGAACAAAUUGCAAAAGAUUCAGCAACACAGAUGUCCAAAAUACUGUGUAAUUGCGCGAUGAAAAGAGACGACUUUUAGCCGCAAGUGGUGCUGCGCUAAUAUGUCCCCUCCAACCAAUAACGUCACAAACACGCAUCAUCAUUCCGCGACGUUUUCAACAGUAAACUCCGCGGGAAAUUUAAAAUUGUAAUUUAGUAAACUAAAGCGGCCGUAUUGGCAUGUGUUGCAAUGUUAAUAUUUCAUCAUUGAUAUAUAAACUAUCAGACUGCGUGGUCGGUAGUAGUGGGUUUCAGUAGGCUUUUAAUAAUUAUAAAUAACCUCUUAAGGCCCAAGCUGUUUGUUUACAUCCUUUUUUUAAUGUCUCUUUGCUAUUUGGGCUUAUUGGAGCCUAUUUAGAAUAAAAACUAAAAAAAUAAUCUUUUAAUAUGGCGUACUUAGUCCAUAAGUACACAGUACACAAACGUGUACUUAUUAUACUCUUAGUGUGGCCUGUGACGCGACAGUUUGUUUACAUGUAAGAUGUUCCACUCCUUCUUUGUCUCAUUUCGUCCACCAAAAGUUUUAUGCUGUGCGGCAACGCACAAAGGUGCACUUUGUUGAUGUUAUUUACUUGUAUAUUGGUCAGUGCAUGACUGCAAGCUAAUCAAUGCUAACAUGCUAUUUAGACUAGCUGUAUGUACAUAUUGCAUCAUUAUGCCUCAUUUGUAGCGAUAUUUGAACUAAUUUAGUAUCCUUUCUUUUUUGGUGGGGGACAGGGUGAACAUUGUUUUGUCCUACUAAUUUUUGGUGGUUCUUGAACUCACCAUAGUGUGGACUGCGACGCAACAGUUUGUUUACAUGUAAAAUCUUCCACUCCUUAUUCGUCUCAUUUUGUCCACCAAAAGUUUGAUGCUGUGCGUGAAUGCACAAAGGUGCGCUUUCUUGAUAUUAUCGACUUGUAUAUUGGUCAGUGCAUGACUGCAAGCUAGUCUCCAGUUUUGGAAAUAAGAGCUAAAUGGUGCUGUCCACGCAUGUGGCCACUGAGGCCUUUAGAGGUUUUAAUUAAUGUGGGUAGUACGGUGGGAGAGGGGUUAGUGCAUGUGCCUCACAAUACAAAGGUUCUGAGUAGUCCUGGGUUCAAUCCUGGGCUUCGGAUCCUUCUGUGUGGAGUUUGCAUGUUCUCCCCCUCCGGGCGCUCCGGCUUCCUCCCACUUCCAAAGACAUGCACCUGGGGAUAGGCCCCUCCCACCUCCAAAGACAUCCACCUGGGGAUAGGCCCCUCCCACUUCCAAAGACAUGCACCUGGGGAUAGGUUUAUUGGCAACACUAAAAUUGUGUGUUUGAUUGUGAGUGUGAAUGUUGUCUAUCUGUGUUGAACCCUGUGAUGAGGUGGCGACUUGUCCAGGGUGUACGCCGCCUUCCGCCCGAAUGCAGCUGGUAUAGGCAAUCCCAAAAAGGGACAAACGGUAGAAUAUGGAUGUUCAUUAAUGUGCUUUGUUUCAUGUCACGGAGUUAGGACAAAUAUAAGAAAUGGUUAACUUCCUAUGAGGAGUUUUAUUGGGUUAGGGUUAGGUUUAACCCUAUAAAGAAGUGUAUUAUUGGGACAGGAGAAAGUUAUGUCAAAGAAAAUGCAAAUAUUUAAUGUCCCGGUAGCAAAUGCGUCAGGGACCGGUACCGGUCCUCCGGACCGUUGGUUGGGGACCACUGCUGUAAAUGACUCAAGCGUUCUGUAUUGACAAGUUUUUGGUUUUUUUAAACACCUUCAGUUGUUGUUUUACAGCACCGGGAAAUGUUUGUAUGUGUUUCUAAAACUGCAGAUUUUAUAGAACAAUUAAUAAAACUUUUUUUUUUUUUUUUAAA